This is a messenger RNA of Bipolaris maydis ATCC 48331, 975 nucleotides long. RefSeq names its product peptidyl-tRNA hydrolase PTH2-domain-containing protein. Gene Ontology annotation, molecular function: peptidyl-tRNA hydrolase activity. Lineage: Eukaryota; Fungi; Ascomycota; Dothideomycetes; Pleosporales; Pleosporaceae. Gene Ontology annotation, cellular component: cytosol; mitochondrion. The record is from RefSeq and is a predicted model, not a curated record.
AUGUACAAUCACGGGCGGAGCAAACCACUGGGACGACACAGCGGACACACAACAGCUCAUUAGGCACAUCUGUAUAUACAAAAAACCAGCGUUGAUUCUGGCAGUCGAAUAUGGCAAACAUAUCAGAAUCUUCUCAACCGUCCACAGCCAACAUUGCAGCUGCAUGUGCCAUCCUCGCUGGCGUCACUGGCUACAUGCUCGGGCAGGCAAAAUCUCUCGGCUUCUUUGGCGGAAGUCCUAUCUCACAGCCAGUAAAAUCGAAGAAAGAAAAGGCAGACGACUCGGAAGAAGAGUCGAGCGACGACGAGGACCACAGCACACCAGCCGACUUUGCAGGCCAGGAAGAAUGCAAAAUGGUCCUAGUAGUGCGAACAGAUCUCGGCAUGACAAAGGGCAAGAUUGGUGCGCAGUGCGGGCAUGCAACACUGGCUUGCUACAAACACUUCCUCCGAACCUCGCCAGACUCCAAUAUACUCAAGCGUUGGGAGCGGCUAGGGCAAGCCAAGGUCGCGUUGCAGGUCAAGAGUGAAGAAGAGCUGGAGCUGUUGCAGGCACAAGCACUGAGUCUGGGUCUGGUAGCACACAUUAUCCAUGACGCUGGGCGAACACAGAUUGCAAGCGGAAGUGCGACUGUACUAGGCAUUGGACCUGCGCCAAAGAGUGUCAUAGAUCAGGUCACCGGGCAUCUCAAGCUGCUGUAAAAGUACUGGCUCCGAAAGCCAUGCAACACAAUUUUGGGGCCUUAAAGUGGACCGGGAGAAAAUGGCGACGCGCCAUGUCUCAGUGAUGCCUCGUAUGCAUAUACAGCGGCAAGAGCUCAAGCAAAGACUUUCAGAAAAAAAAACCGUCAGUCGUGUGCGGAGCUAAUGGUAUUCUUUACAAAUACAUCCAAAUCGCAGGAAUUGCAUCUGAAGCACCAUUGCAGUUGCGACAGUGCCUUUGCGAGUAUCCAAAAGGAGAAGAAAAUUUAUUCCC